Molecule: messenger RNA, 931 nt
Organism: Oryza brachyantha (malo sina)
Lineage: Eukaryota; Viridiplantae; Streptophyta; Magnoliopsida; Poales; Poaceae
Product: 50S ribosomal protein HLP, mitochondrial-like
Exons: 4
Coding region: 148-660 (170 amino acids)
Biological process (GO): translation
Cellular component (GO): ribosome; mitochondrial large ribosomal subunit
Molecular function (GO): large ribosomal subunit rRNA binding; structural constituent of ribosome
Source: RefSeq, a predicted model, not a curated record
GCUCGCUCGGCAGCAACGGCGCCGCCGCGGCCACCCUCUCGCCGACCGACCGCGCCGUGCUCCCUCGUUGGUCGCGCACCCGCACCCGCUCCCCUCCUCUGGUGACUCGACAAGGAAAGUUCUCAUAAAGAGAAAGAUAAGAAGAAAAUGGCAGCAUUCCUGAGGUCGAGAUGUUCAUCAGUUGGACGGACCUUGAUGGGAGGCCUUGGGAACAAUCUAUUUGGGGCUGGUAACUCAUCUGUUGAAACUGUGGCGAGGCCAUCUCAUUGUGAUGCUAUCUGUCAGCAAAUCAGGACAUUCAUUCAGAUGAGAACCAACCUCAAGGUGGUAGACAACUCUGGCGCCAAGCGUGUUAUGUGCAUACAGUCCUUGAGGGGUAAGAAAGGAGCAAGGCUUGGGGACACUAUAAUUGGAUCUGUCAAGGAAGCACAGCCCCGUGGUAAGGUCAAGAAAGGUGAUGUGGUCUAUGGAGUGGUUGUCCGUGCUGCUAUGAAGCGAGGACGCAACGAUGGCAGUGAGAUCCAAUUUGAUGACAAUGCUAUAGUUCUUGUGAACAACAAAGGCGAGCUGAUUGGCACUCGUGUUUUUGGUCCUGUUCCCCAUGAACUCAGAAAAAAGAAGCAUCUCAAGAUCCUAGCAUUGGCUGAGCACAUAGUUUGAGAUGAACAUGGGUUUGCUUUCAAGACUAUGCUUCAUUUUCUUUGAUCAGCUGUCUGCAAUAAUGUACCCUACAAGGAGUAAAUGAAACUAAUGGCAUGUAGUCAAUCCUUCACAAAUUGAAUUUUGUACUGCCAUUUAACCUUGGUAUUUAUUGCAUUCCAUUCCAAUGGCUAACAUCUGAUAUCUACAUACAUUGCUUAUAUUUUGUGAAUAAACUGAAAUUAGAACGUGCCUCUUGUUUUCUUAUCCCAAAGCAUUUCAGUUCAUGUGU